AUGGAAAAUGAUAUUUUAAAAGAUUUAGAUAUAUAUCUUCAAAAAGAAUGUGAAAAAUUUAAAUCAUUUGAUUCAUUUAAAAAUGUUCCUUGGAAUAUUCAUAGAGUAACUCCACUUUUUAAUUUUAAAAUUCAAAAAUAUGGUAAUGAUAUAAUGUUACAAAGAAAUUAUUUAAAUAAAUUAACAAGUGAUUUAAAUCAAUUUUUAAGUCAUAAUUUAGCAUCAAUAAAAAGAAAUCGUCAUUUUGCCUAUGAAUGUAAAAUUUUAAUAAUAGAACUUGAUCCAAAUAUAAUCAAAGAAAAUGAAUUAUUUCCAAGUAUUGGUAUUUAUAUUUCUUCAAAAAAUAUAGAAGCAAAUGUAAAUAAAUUUUCAAAAAUAGUAUUGGUUUCAUGUAGAAAUAUUGAUACAGAAAAAGGAACUUCAUGUAAAAAUAAUUCUAGUGAGCCGCAACUUCUUUCAUAUAAUAUGGUACUUUCAAAUGGUGAUAAAGAAAUAAUAAAGGAAGCCACAAAAUGGUUGCAUUUUAAAUAUGAUUGCUCCAUUUCCGAUGUUAUAAUUCAACCUUCAUAUAUUUAUUCAUUAAUGUUACUUUGGAUGACUAGAAAUUCUGAUAAAUUUUUUAAUAGAUUAACAACAUCAACAGAAACAAAAAAUACAACACCAAAGAAAAUAAUUAAUGAUGAAAAACAUAAAAAAAUUCGAUAUAUCGAUCAAGAGUAUGAUAUUGAUGAUUAUGAGCAUUAUGCUAAUCAAGAAGAUGAUGAAGAUGAUGAAGAAAAAGAAGAAAAAGGAGAGGAGGAAGAAGAAGAAGAAACUGAUAAAGAAGAAGAAAUUGAUAAGGAAGAGAAUUUAUCAAACAUUGAAGUUUCUGAAGAUAAGUGUUCAGAUGAUGAGGAAGAUGAAGAAGAUAAAGAACUAAAUAAUAAAAACGAUCAAAAAAGAAAGAGAGAAAAUACAUCAAAAAUCUCAAUGAAACAAUUCGAAUUUAUAUAUUCUUUUGGUCCUACUAUGGGCAGAAUUAAAAAAAAAGAAGAAAAUGAUCAAUCAUUACAACUUCUUACUUUAAAAGUUCCUUCAAAAACAAUGUAUAGAAUAAUUUCACAUUGCAAUAAUGUCAAUCCAAAAUUUAAUUCGCUUGAAAAAAGUUUAAAAGCAAAUCAAAUAAUGGAAAUUUUAGGUAAUAAUUUUAAAAAAAUUUUAGGUUUUUCUUUAGAUUCUUUAGCAUUUGUUCGAGUUGUAACAUCUGAAGCAUCACUGGAAGUUUCUGGAAAAGUUAAUAUUUUUAGAGACCCUUUUAUUACUUUAACAGAUUUAUCAACAUAUGUUUAA
Dictyostelium discoideum AX4 is the source of this 1329-nucleotide messenger RNA. RefSeq lists its product as hypothetical. The record is from RefSeq and is a predicted model, not a curated record. Lineage: Eukaryota; Evosea; Eumycetozoa; Dictyosteliales; Dictyosteliaceae. The transcript is spliced from 2 exons. The coding region runs from base 1 to 1329 and encodes 442 amino acids.